Temnothorax curvispinosus is the source of this 2642-nucleotide messenger RNA. RefSeq names its product L-lactate dehydrogenase-like. The record is from RefSeq and is a predicted model, not a curated record. Gene Ontology annotation, cellular component: cytoplasm. Bases 1 to 1218 code for a protein of 405 amino acids. Gene Ontology annotation, molecular function: L-lactate dehydrogenase (NAD+) activity. Gene Ontology annotation, biological process: carboxylic acid metabolic process. The transcript is spliced from 8 exons. NCBI's taxonomy places the organism in Eukaryota, Metazoa, Arthropoda, Insecta, Hymenoptera, Formicidae.
AUGGUUUUAUCACCUCUGCUGUCGAAUUCGUCGCUAUCGAUAUGUCUGAGGAAUCUUGCACGCGUGACGUUAACGAGAGACUUUGUCAGGAACCGAUAUACUCGCGCUUUACCACCGACGAUUUUGACGAAAGUCUUUGGAAAUAAUAAAGGAAAUACUUUCGGGAAAGAUGCGGCUUCUGGUUCGAAUUUUCAGAGAGCACUUAACUUCGUUUCACCGUGCUUACGAGAAGAACUCUUAUGUAAGAUGUCGGAACCAGUUAGAGAUUGUGGCCAUAAAGUCACUAUUGUCGGUGCUGGUAUGGUCGGCGUUGCUCUCGCCAAUUCACUUCUUUUUCAGCGAAUCACUUCGCAUAUCGCAAUGGUAGAUGUCUUUCCUAAAAAGCUGGAAGGCGAAGGAAUGGAUUUUAGUCAUAGUUCCGUAUUCAUAGGAAAUCCAAAGAUCGAGUAUGAUACAGAUUUUUGUGUUACGAGUAAUUCGAAAGUCGUAGCUAUUUGCUCGGGUGUACGACCAGUGAAGGGUGAAACUCGACUUGACUUGGUGAAAAGAAAUACAGAAAUAUUGAAGACUAUAAUACCACCUUUAGUAAAUUACAGUCCAAAUGCGGUAUUUAUCGUCAUCAGCAAUCCAGUGGAUAUCUUGGCAUGGAUUACUUGGAAGUUAAGCGGACUUCCGGUGCAUCAAGUAAUCGGCAGCGGAACUCAUCUGGAUAGCGCAAGAUUUCGCUACCUGAUUGCCGAUCGAUUAGGAAUAGCCCCAUGUUCGGUUCAUGGGUACAUCAUUGGUGAACACGGGGACAGUAUGGUUCCGCUCUGGUCUGGAGUGAACGUUGCGGGAGUGCAGUUCCGCGAUGUUAUCCCGAAUAUCGGUUUGGAGACGGACGACGAAAGAUGGUUCGAAAUAGCAAAACAUGUAGUGAAACUAGGUGCUAUGGUGCGAUGUCUAAAAGGAUAUUCAAAUACGGCCAUUGGACUUUCUGCAGCUGACAUCAUAAUAGCAAUAUUACGCAAUACGCAAGCUAUUAUACCAGUUUCGACUCUAGUGCAGGGUCACCACGAUGUAUGUCACGAUAUGUUCCUGUCCCUACCUUGCGCGAUUGGCGAAAAUGGUAUCACGCAGAUAGUACGAAUGCACAUAACCGAACAUGAGAAACAGCUGUUCCAUGCUUCGGCGAACCUCGUAUACAACGUGCAGAAGGACAUCAAAGUCAAGUCUUGAAUUGUGACGCGCGGAAAGGGAUCGUGCGAACGUGUUUAACUUCUUGUAAAAAAAUGCGAGUGUAAUAAAUUAUAUGUAGCUUGUCCUAGCGCUUCGUCCCGUUACGAUCGCCACCGCAAAACUGUUUACCGCACAGUCGAAUCCUUUCCCGAUUCGUGCAGCGAGACGCGCGGCAGCCGCGAAUGCUCCGAUUGCUUAUUUAUGCAAAUCGGGAUGGAGAGUAUCGAUGAAUUCUUCGAAUUACAUCGCCCCGAAUUCCGUGAUAAUUUUAGUCGAUGAAAUGGUCCCCCCGAGAAUGACGAUAUCCUCUCGCUAACGAUCCUGAAAUCGGGCCCGACGAGUUAAUGACGUCAAUGACCUAUUUUAUAACACUUGGCGAUCUCUGGAAAUACGUGACGUUUCGUUUGCGCAACUCGUAUCUUUUGUUGCUUCCGAGUAACGUUCUCACGCUGUGGCUGGACAUUUUCGGGUUUUCCCGUUGCACAAAUAAAUCAUUGGCGUCUGCGGAAAGCGAUAAUAGUGCACGUCAUCGUGUGCUCGACGCGUGAACGAGCGAAAGGUGACCGGCGGAUGGUACCAGAAGGCCAUGAUUACGCCGCAGGCUAGGCCACGGCAAGGUAAGAGAAGGCUGCGAUAAUUGUGCGCAAGAUGGCGUUUUGGAAAUGCUUGAUACCUGUGAAUAUACCUGCAUCCACCUGCGUUUGAACGGCCGCGCAGGGCCGUAAGAAAGUCCAAUCUAUCCUUUGAAGAAUAAAAUAUCUCACGAAGAUAUUUCCCGCAUUCUGAUUUAUCGUUGAAUAUAAUACUGUCAUUGAAUAUGUACGUUAAUAAUAAUGAUAAGGUCGAUGACGACAUAAAGGAGUGGACGAUAAAAGGUGAGGCAGUUCAGAGACAGCGCGCAAAGAAUAACGAAAUAUGGAAACUUCUAGCGAUAUUAAUAUCGCCGCGGAGGCGAGCGGCACUUUGAACCGUUCCCCUUUUACUUGCUGCCGUAGAUCCACUUGAAAGGCCAGGCGUGUCGUUGAUUUUGAAAGAGGAAUUCCGCGUAAACCAUAUGUCACAGAGAUACUUGCAACAGAGUUACAUAAAUUCCCAGUUGACUUCGGACAGCAGACCUGACCUAGGGUUGAUCUGAAACCAGCGUCUAAUUCGAUGAGGCGGCGCGCUGUCCGAUGAGUGCGACAAGCAUAGAAAUGGAAUUGCCACUCAAUGUUUAUCGCCUGCCUGUUAAAUUGUGAUUAAUAUCACUCCAGACACAUGCGUCAAAUCGAUAAUUUAUCAGACACACAAUCUUCGUUCCAUCCUUAUUUCUCAAUCAUGAAAUCCUCGCGAUACAGGAUGUGUUGAUUUUACGUGACAUUUUAUACGAUGUUCCUGUAAUCGAUACUUUAAAUAUCUCUCUUCGUGACGUUUAUGCUGCUAUU